AUGAAUCAGAUACUACGAGCAGCAAAAUUUGCAAAUGCACCAAGCGUUCUGGUGACAGCACAGGAAGUUGUAGUACCCCGGGUAUACAAGAAUUUCAAUGUUGCUCAUUAUAAAUAUGCUAAAACAAUGCCACGUGAUCUGCUGCUGGAGGAGAUUCCGAAACAUGAGGGAUUAUACUGUUUGUUACGCGAUAAAAUCGACAAGCAGGUAUUGGAAAAGGCAAAAAAGCUAAAAGUUAUUUCUACAAUGUCGGUUGGUUAUGAUCAUAUCGAUAUUAAAGAAUGUAAAAAACGCGGAAUUAUUGUAACCAACACUCCCGAUGUUCUCACAGAAACGACCGCUGAAACCACUUUAGCUUUAAUGCUUGCAACAGCACGACGUUUUCCAGAAGCUAUUCGAGAAGCCAAAACAGGUGGCUGGGGAACUUGGCAACCGUUUUAUAUGUGUGGUGUUGGAAUUCGUGAUUCUGUGGUUGGCAUCAUUGGUUUUGGACGUAUUGGUCAGUCAGUAGCACAAAAAAUCAAAUCGUUUAAUCCGUCAAAGAUUCUCUGCUAUGAUCCAUAUCCAAACGAAGAACAUGCAAAACCUUUUGGUGCAAAAUUUGUUUCAAUGGAUGAACUGUUAGCAAAAUCUGAUUUUGUAACAAUAAACUGUGCAGCAACUGCUGAAAAUGCAGGAAUGAUGAAUAAAGAAGCAUUCAAAAAGAUGAAGAAAAAUGCUGUUCUUGUUAAUACCAGCAGGGGUACACUGGUAAAUCAGACUGAUCUACAUGAGGCACUAACAAAUGGUACAAUAAGAGCCGCCGGUUUAGAUGUAACUACACCAGAACCAUUGCCUUUGGACAGCCCACUGUUUAAAUUGGAUAACUGUAUUGUACUACCGCAUAUUGGUUCGGCAACUGAAGCUACCCGAAAAGAUAUGAUGGAACUUGCUGAAGAUGGCCUUAUUGCUGCACUUACUGGCAAACAAAUUCCAGCAAAAAUACGAGCUGUAUAA
Messenger RNA from Enterobius vermicularis (human pinworm), 996 nucleotides. NCBI's taxonomy places the organism in Eukaryota, Metazoa, Nematoda, Chromadorea, Rhabditida, Oxyuridae. The record is from the annotation of a GenBank genome assembly.